Anguilla rostrata (American eel) is the source of this 3242-nucleotide messenger RNA. RefSeq names its product zinc finger protein 41. The record is from RefSeq and is a predicted model, not a curated record. NCBI's taxonomy places the organism in Eukaryota, Metazoa, Chordata, Actinopteri, Anguilliformes, Anguillidae. The coding region runs from base 292 to 3087 and encodes 931 amino acids. The transcript is spliced from 9 exons. Gene Ontology annotation, biological process: regulation of transcription by RNA polymerase II. Gene Ontology annotation, molecular function: RNA polymerase II cis-regulatory region sequence-specific DNA binding; DNA-binding transcription factor activity, RNA polymerase II-specific.
AAACUAUUACUAUUAACCCUCCUUGGUGUCAAGUAUUGUUGGCGAGCUUGAUCAUAAAACAGAAAAUGCGUGUUGUCACUUCAUUUCGUAACAUUAUUACAGUUACUAACUUGCUACCUGUCUGGCACUGAGUUAGCGUAUUGCCCAGAUAAAAUGACGUUAGUGGACUACUUCAUUGCGUGUUCAUUUAUUAGUUUUAAUGGCAAUGUUACCAGGAACCUGCAAGCUGCAACUGAGCUGUUCCAGCGUCAUUUAAUUACAGCAGAAAACAGGACGUGAUUUUUUUUAUUGAUGUGCAAACGUUUUGACUACUCCGAGGCUAGAUGUAUCUUGGAAUCAUAUUGCGGUCUGUUUACAGAUACCCAUCUUCCUCUCUCUUCCAUACGCCUCUUGGUUCCACCGCUACGCUUGGCCUGUGCAGCCAUGUGGCAAAUGACACAGCGGGGAGAAAUAAUGCAUUAUGGGAAGCUGGAGGAGUUUGUGACGUUGGUGACUGAGACAGUCCCAGAACUUCUGACUGACAAACAAAGGGCCCAGCUCAUCCAAGGCCUGCAAACAAGGUUAAUUCUGGAGUUGUGUCGCAGCGAGCACUUGGCAGACCCACAGACCAUACAGGCCCAUGUAGACAGGAUCCAGGCCCAGGUGAGUGAAGCAGAAUCUGAAGUGUCGGACGCAAAUUUCCUGGAGCUGGUGCAGACCUUGCUGAAGAACCCAGCACAGAGAGAGCAGUUUUUCCAGGAGGUGUUCCCAGUGGAAUUUGGGCCAAAGUAUGAUGCCACUCUGCAGACAUUGGUGUGGGAGUUCUUCUCCAGACUGGAGCACCUGCUGCCAGUACCAGAUCUUACUCAGACAGCAUCCUUGCUCAGUGCUGCUUCCACAGGCCUGGAGGAGUGUGGGCAGUUUGCUUCUCAUCAACAGCAGCUCAAGACUCUGCUUCAGCACCACAAAUGCUUUGGACAGUUCACCACAAAUGUAGCUCUCCCUUCCAUGGAUGACUGCAUCGUCUCAUCUCUGUCUCUCCCUUCAUUGUCGGGGGUUGUGAUCACAUCUGAGCAGACCGACUCUGGGGGCCAGUCAGAAUCUGCGCACAGCUCUAUUGCUGUUUUAAGCUCCUCCUCUUUCAGCAAAGACGUGGUGUCGGAGUGUUUGAUUGACAGCACGGAUUACGCGGGGGUGGAGGUUGAGCUGAGGACCAGUGUAGGCUUAAGUGAGGGCGCAGAAGAGAGGGAGGAGGGCACGGCGGUGGCAGAAGAGGCAGAGAAUGGAGGGAUGAACCUUGAGGAUGGAGGAAUGGACACUAAAUGUGAAGAGACAGAGAACGAUGGACAGAGCGAGAGGAACGAGAAUGAGCAGAGGGACGGAGAGAAGGAAAACGAGAGGAAGGAACCGAGUGGCGGUAAUGACAUAAGUCACACACCCCAAACUGGCGCGACCCUCAGCGAGGCGAGGCUGUGGCCGUGGAAGGGGGCGGUUGUAACACACAAGAAGACGGGGAACAGCUUGGUGAUCACCCUGAAAUGCCUCCCCGAGUCACAGGAGAAAGGAAUGUGUUAUUUGUCGCCCUGUUCCAGAAACAUGAAUGGAGCCCGAAAUUUCUCACACAGGAAUGGGGAUGCAGGCUGGACCCUGGAGGCGAACGCGCGGGUCUUUGCCUGCUCUAAGUGCCUGGUCUUUCAUUCGGACGAAGGGUACCUCUACCAGCACAUCAAGACGGCUCACCCAGAGGAGUACAAGGAGUUCGUGUGGGCCGGAGACCGUAAAGCAGAAAACCCAGCGCCUCCUGGCGCUGCCCGUCCUGCCCCUGCCCCCGCCCCUGCCCCCGGCCCCGCCUUCAUUCCCGCCCCCAGCCCCGCCCCCGAAAGCCCGCCUCCCGUCCCGGCCAAGCCGGAGGCGAGCGGCCCGCGGAGCCACGCCUGCUCACAGUGCGGGAAGCUGUUCAAGUCGCCGUCGGACCGCACGCGGCACGAGCGCACGCACACGGGGGAGCGGCCGUUCCACUGCCCGCGCUGCGCCAAGCGCUUCAUCACCGCCUGGGACCUGACGCGCCACCAGCGCACGCACGCGGGCAAGCUGCCCUUCUACUGCGCGCAGUGCGGCGAGAGCUUCGGCUCCGCGGCCGAGCUGGCGCGGCACAAGCAGGUGCACCCGGACCGGCGGCGCUACGGCUGCCGGCAGUGCGGGCGGAGCUUCGACUCGCUGCUGGAGCGCUCGCAGCACCGGCAGACCCACGCCGUGCGGCGGCUGCACAAGUGCCCGCAGUGCGACAAGAGCUACACCCGCCCGUCCGACAUGCGGCGGCACCAGCGCAGCCACACCGGCGAGCGGCCCUACCGCUGCGCCCUCUGCGGCAAGACCUUCCGCUCGGCCACCGGCGAGAAGAAGCACCAGCAGACGCACACGGGCGAGCGCCCCUUCCCCUGCUCCCACUGCGGCAAGCGCUUCACCCGCCUGCCCAUCCUGGCCCGGCACGAGCGCAUCCACACCGGCGAGCGGCCCUACCUCUGCUCCAAGUGCGGCAAGAGCUUCCUCUCGCUGGGCGAGCUCUCCAAGCACCAGAAGUGCCACACGGAGGAGCGGCCCUACCUGUGCGCCCACUGCGGCAAGGGCUUCAAGCGCGAGGGCACCCUGCUGAAGCACCGCCGCACCCACACCGGCGAGCGGCCCUACCGCUGCCCCCGCUGCGACAAGACCUUCACCGACCGCUCGGGCCUCAACCGGCACGAGCUGGUGCACACCGGGGAGCGGCCCUACGGCUGCGCGCAGUGCGGCAAGGCCUUCCUGUCGUCGGGCGAGCUCCUGAAGCACCAGCGCUUCCACACGGGCGAGCGGCCCUUCGGCUGCGGGCUCUGCGGGAAGACCUUCACGCAGUCCUGCUACCUGAAGCGGCACGAGAGGAGCCACUCGGGCGAGAGGCCGUACGGCUGCCCGCAGUGCCGCAAGAGCUUCUCCUGCUCCACGCAGCUGAAGCGGCACGCCAGGGUGCACGCCGAGGAGAAGCCCUUCCGCUGCUCCGAGUGCGGCAAGGGCUUCAGCCAAUCGUGCCUCGCCAAGGCGCACCAGCUGACUCACGCGGUCGGGCAGAGCUGAGCCAGGCCUUCCUCCCUCUGAGGAAUGGCGAGGACAGACAUAGGACACAUAGGCAAGGAACGUUUGUGUGACGAUGUGUUCACAACGUGAUUUCUGUUUGAUGCGGUUUCUGAGCCGGCUAAUUUAAGACAUAUCAAAAUUGCUGCAUCACAGAC